UGCAUCCACUUUGGCAAAGUCCAAUUACAAUUCCUGGGGGCACCCGACAGUCUCCUAUCAAUAUCCAGUGGAGAGACAGCAUUUAUGACCCCUUUCUGAAGCCUCUGAAAAUCAGCUACGACCCAACGACGUGUCUUCACAUCUGGAACAAUGGAUAUUCGUUCCUGGUUGAGUUUGAUGAUUCUACUGAUAGAUCAAUAAUCGUUGGAGGUCCCUUGGAAAACCAAUACAGGCUAAAGCAGUUCCACUUCCACUGGGGAGCUAUAAAUGAGUGGGGUUCAGAGCACACGGUCAACAGUAAAUUUUACCCAGCAGAGUUGCAUUUAGUACACUGGAAUGCCGUUGAGUACCCAACUUUUGAAGAAGCUGUAAUGGAAGGUAACGGCUUGGCUGUUAUUGGAGUGUUUUUAAAGCUAGGAGCACAGCACGAAGGGCUGCAGACCCUGGUGGAUGCCUUGCCAGCGGUUAAACACAAGGACACUGUUAUCGAGUUUGAUGUCUUUGAUCCCUCCUGUUUGAUACCUUCGUGCCCUGAUUAUUGGACCUACGCGGGCUCUUUGACUACUCCUCCACUUACCGAAUCGGUCACGUGGAUUAUUAAGAAGAAGCCAAUAGAGGUGGAUGAGAAUCAGCUGGAGGCAUUUCGGAUGCUGCUCUUCACUUCAGAUGGUGAAGAAGAGAAGAGAAUGGUGGACAACUUUCGUCCUCUUCAGCCAUUAAUGAACCGAACCGUCCGCUCAUCCUUCCAAAGCAGACAUCUCUUGGAUGCUGAAGUACAGCCCCAGGACCACGCUGAGCAGGUCAGGCCAUAG
Mesitornis unicolor (brown roatelo) is the source of this 812-nucleotide messenger RNA. RefSeq names its product carbonic anhydrase 5B, mitochondrial-like. Gene Ontology annotation, molecular function: carbonate dehydratase activity; zinc ion binding. Gene Ontology annotation, cellular component: cytoplasm; mitochondrion. Lineage: Eukaryota; Metazoa; Chordata; Aves; Mesitornithiformes; Mesitornithidae. The annotation marks the transcript as partial. The transcript is spliced from 6 exons. The record is from RefSeq and is a predicted model, not a curated record.